Molecule: messenger RNA, 5794 nt
Organism: Ruditapes philippinarum (Manila clam)
Lineage: Eukaryota; Metazoa; Mollusca; Bivalvia; Venerida; Veneridae
Exons: 9
Coding region: 1945-4146 (733 amino acids)
Source: RefSeq, a predicted model, not a curated record
AAUGGCUUAGAAUACUAAAAACCUCCAGCUUAACUCGAAAACUAUCAUACUAGAGAGUAGAGUCAAUCGAAUUGUCUUAGUUAGCGGUCGUAGCGUAACAAUCUACUAGUGAUGUUCUGCUAAUAUUCUGUAAUUUCUUAGAGAGGAUGUUACCGAUAUUUCUUUAUAUUUUGUGUAUAUCAGAAUUUCUUGAAGAGCCGCAGACAACAAUGCGACGUCUGGUUUGACGGAUUUUAUAAUUUUAAUAUAUUUCGGAAUGUCGCAGUGAUGGUUAUUCAAGUAAAAGGAAGGUAUAUUUUUAUUCGUUUACCAAUAUAUCAAGCGGUUUGACAGAGGAAAAUACUUUGAUGAAUGUGUCUUGAGAUUAAAUAUAUGGUAAAAAAUAGAAUGAUCUAACGAAAAUAUCAAGUUCGAUGCAGUUUUCUGUUCAAGAUAUAUCGCAAUUCCCCAUCUUAUCAGAUAUAAUACUUAUGGAAAAUAUAUUAAUCACUUACUUUGAAAUGAAAUUUGGAUUUAUUGAUGUGAUGCUAUCUUCGCCAAUGCUUUUAUUCGUUUUGAUGUAGUUUUUGUGUAAUGGAGUACAGGGAAACUCGUAUCUGACAUUAAGUGCUCGGGAAAUACAUCUGGUUUACUGAGAAUUGCCGGUGUAGCGGAAACAUGUUGAAUUAAUUGGUACAAGAUUGAUAUUUUUAUAUCAAUGUCGAUUUGAAAGGAUAAUGUUUAAAUGCACUCGCUGGAAUAACUCUCAUGGUAAUGAAACUAGACAAGAUAAAUUGAAACCUAUACGAGUCUGUGAAGUAAGAUUCAAUAAUCGUCUGGAUUACAUCAAAUGAAGUUUACGGUCUAUGCCUAAAUGAUGCAGGGACCUUACGAGGUUCAAAUAUUAAAAUACAAUUUACGUGGAUCUCUGUCAUCCUCAUUUUUCUAAUGGACGGACGUGCCUGAUUUAUUAUGAGAUAAAAAGAGUUUAUUUUGGUGUAUUUUAUUUUGGAACGUAUCAAUUAUGUCUUAAAUGCAUUUUUAAAAAUGCUUCAUCUUGUACAAGAUAAAAAUGUCAGAAUGAAUUUAUAAUUUAGUUUUAAUAAUCAGAACUGCAGUAUUGCAAGGCAGUGUAAACAGUUCUAUUAGCCACCUCUGGCUUUAUAAGAUUAUGUAUCUCUUUUCAUGAGUUUACUUGAAUUAGCGAUGAACUAAAUGCAAAAAGGAAGAUAAAACUUGUCAUUAAUGAUGGAAACGGAACAGUAGUCGGUUAUUACUUGCUAAUGAUAUCUGAGAAAGUCUGAGAAUAUAAUAAUUUACAAACCUAGCGAUAGACUGCUACUGAUUCUCGCGGAUAUUGCUGUUCAAGGGAGGUUAUUUGUAGUUCCAUCAGGAUGUGUGUGCUUAUUUCUUCCUAGUUAAGGAUAAGGAAAUAACAUUAACAAGCUUUUAGAGGAUCGUAAAGAACCAUAUAAUGUUUUGUGUUUAUUGGAAUUAAAAUACCAACAAAACAUGGGUUGUUUUAGAUAUUUUAUUCGCAUUCGUAACAUAUAAUAAAUUUUUCCAAUGCUAUAAAAUGUUUGAUUCCGCAGAAGUGUGUGUUAUUUUUUAGAAUUGACGCACGUUUUAUUGUAUUGAACACGUUAAAUGUAUGUUAUCCGUGGAUCUAAAUUCAUUGUGACAGAUGUUCUUAUUGGAGUCCUGGACGAACCUGGUACAGAAAUAUUUCUUUACCGAAGCGUUUCAUGUGUAAAAAUAAUAAAUCACCCUGACCGAGCAGAAUUUAACACACCAUUUCCCCCAAGGAAGAUGAAUUUAAAAUUAAGCCAGAGAUAAAAAUAAAACGGAAUUAAAGCAUGCAGUGAAUCGGAACAUAUUUCCUGAUUAAAUCUGGAUUUUACAAAGUCGGCUUCGCGCGUUUUGUGUGCAGUGAAGGAAUAAAAUCUAACGUCAUAAAAGUGAAUAAUGCAUCACUUUAUCGCAUUGUUUGGAUUAUUAACAUUGGAAUUAAUACGAAUUAUUGUAGCAGGUUCGACAACUACUUAUCACAUUGAUACCUGUGAUGAAACUGGUCGUAAGGCUCUUUUCUGUGAAGAUGGGGAGGUUAUUCAGAUUGUAGAUGUUAGACUUAUGCCGCAUAACUUUUCAAGCCUUGAGAGAGAUGUAGUGGCCAACCUUUGCAAUGGUCUUAACUCGUGUUCCUUUGUUGAUCUCAGAAAACAACUUUUCUAUUACUGCCAAGAUUACCCGAAUAAACAAGUGUACACGUCCUUUAAGUGUAUUCCAGCUAGCGCUAAACCUGUCUGUCGUACAAACAUCUGCAGCGCUGACAACCCAAAUAUAAAGUGUCGCCGUGGUUAUGUGUUCCAUCUCAUAGACACGAAAUGUUUCAGCAUGUCACAAAACUGUCCAAAAGAGGUAUUCGUGCAAAUUUAUAGGACAUGUGAGGGCCAACGUCAGUGUCAACUUUCAAUUAUAAGGGCAGGAAUACCACAAAGCAUUUGUAACGACAGUCUGUUUCGUCAACAAAACUUAUUCAUGGACUUUAUAUGUGUUGAUAAAAGUGUCGUUACGUCAACGUGUUCAGGACAUUUUAUUGACCAGAAACCAAGGUUUGGUAUUCUACAGAAUAGUGGCUAUCCUAACAACCCUAUAGGUAAUAAGGACGGAUGCUACUGGGUUAUAUACCGUGACAAAACUACUCCAGAAGAAAUUGAAGUUACUGUACAUGAGGCGUACUCUGUGGAAGGUCAACACCUAUGCGAUUCUCAAUUUUUGCAGGUUCAAUACACCUUAUGUGAGACACUUCAACAAACAAUAGAUCGGUUUUGUGAUGAAGGUCGAGUCAAUGUUGUAAUCAGGUCAUGUGGUACUGUCUAUGUCACACAUUACAAAUUUCUUAAGGGAGAAGACCGAGGAAACCGAUUUUUGGUAUCUUAUUCAGUGAAACAACCAUCUGCAUCUAUAGAACCUUAUGAACAGUAUGCUUCGCCGUGUGAGAAACGAAACUCUGCCAUAUUUACAGUGCGAUAUACAUUACCACAACCCCAGACAACCAAAGCCACGGCAUAUGUCAAACCUACGACAGGUCGUCUGCUGUUACCAGAGGACCAACCUAUCAACGACAGUAGUGUAGGGGACCCAGAAGUUGAGCCGACAAAAGAAGUAAAGAAUGAAGAUAAGGAAUCUUUUGACCCUUGGCGUAUGGUUACACUUCUACGAGUAGUGGUAGUUAAUGUCUUCCUUGGUUUGCUUAUAGUUGCCCUCAUAAUGGCGCUAGCAUUUGUUUGCUACCGAUCAAAUUUCAGAUACAUAAUACUUGGAAAGGAAAAGAAACGGGAGACAGCCAAAAAAAGUGAGACAGCUACUACACUAGAUGACAAGCAGAGUACGGAGAUGCAACUUUUACCUCAAGAUGGUGAAGUUGUGCCGUCAUCUUCUAACAGACAAGGUGAUAAAUCUCAUGAAAGCCCUUGUUCAGAUAUAAAACAAGACUCUUCUACGUACGAGACAACGAUAUUUCACUUCAAUAGACCUAAUACGGAUACUGACGAUGAAACAAUAUUUUGUGAUUCGGGUAGUGGAGUCUCGUCUUUCCUACCACACCCACCGUUACGUAGAAGUAACGGAAAACAACAAAAUGCUGAAUCAGCGUAUUCAAGCCUUGAUGAUGAGCAAGAAGAUUUAGAAGUAUAUUCACAAAUUCAUGAUCAUCAUAGAACGAAUUACGAAGCCGUUCCUAAUAGGAAUGUACCCAAUAAUUUAAGUGCUCAACUAGUAAAGCAACUUUCAAUCGACGAUGAACGUCGGCAAACAGGUGAAAUGCCUUUACAAAAUUUAUCACAUCAUUUGAAUAUAAAUGAAGACAACUACGCCGUUGUGAAAAAAAUUCCAAAUCAUAGAAAUCACAAAUAUCAGUCAGAUUCCCCUGAUGCGCAUCAUCACAACGUUAUCGAUAAUUGCAAGGAAAGUGAAAAUCGUCAUAUCCACGCUGUGCCUGAAGACAAUUAUUCACGUGAUCAUAUGUCUGCUACUACAAUGCAACUUAUACCAGAACAUGAUUGUCUGUUACAUAAAAUACCUCCUCCUCCACCUCCACCUACUCGAGUUCAAGCUUUAGACUCUCCGGCAACAAGCAGCUAUUCAUCCGUGCAAGCAGACGUAUAGCAGACGUUUUACGUUAGACAUAGAAUAAAAGGAGACGCAAACCUAAAGUUUAUAUCAAUACUUUUGGUUUACAAUAAAUUAUCUUAUGUUAAUAAAGAUUUUUUGUUUUUAAUAGCUUAAGAAUGUUUCAAGUAAUGUACAUUUCUUUAAGUAAAUACCUGAUGAAAUAAGGUAAAAUAAGUUUUUGAUUUUGAUUAACAUUUGUCUGCCUGUUACUUUAAUUCUGAACAAGAAUAAAAUAAAUCAACUGUGGAAGAACUUCAUUUUUAGUUUGAUGGACAUGUACAAAAAGAGUAGUGCUUCCGUUGAUUGUAAUUUCAUUAAAUGAGCAAAUACAAUGAUUUGAUAGAUGAGAUGACUAUUAAAGUGAUGAUUAAAAUCAAAAUAUUCAGAACAAAAACUCAUUUAUGAGCGAAUCCAAUCAAUGUUUCUGACGUUGUCUUUUAUUCUUAAAUCCAUGUAUAUUUUCAUAUUACAUGUUGAUUUAAUUACAAACAACUGUCUUAAUAUUUUACAACUUUUGAAAUUUAUACAUUUAACAGGUUGUUCAUUUUGUUUUGAAAUACGCCCAAACAUGUUAUUUAACUAAACAAAUGUUUGAAUAAUAUAAACUGAUUGACAACAUUUUUAUGAGUAAAGUAAGCUCAUAUCAGUUAGGACAUUGUUCUAUUUAACAAGUAAUAUUUAGCAAUCAAUCUAUCUUAGUUUUUAAUUACAUAUUAAAAAUCAAACAGCGAGACUUAGAUAUAAGCACAAUUCUAAAAUGACUAUGUAUGUAAUGAUAUAUGUUUUUUUAUCAAGGUCAUUCUCCAUUGUUCACAAUAAUUUAUGAUAUCAGACCAAGCUUUGUAUUAACAUUUGUAUUUUAUGCGACGCUGUGAUAGGUUACAUAUUUAUAUAUAUUUUGUUUUAUUACAAUUCAUGUUUUAAACAUUAUACAAGUAUGUGCACAGAUAGGUGUAUAGUAAGUAAAUAAUAAAACGAUUUUCAUUCCACUGUACCAAUAUUGCCAAAACGUAUUUGUUUUAUUCAUUAAUAGUCAUGCAUUAUUUUAUAUUGUUUGUUUAUCUGUUUGAUAAUGUCAGUGUCGAUAUAGUCUUUUAAUACAGAUCAUACAUAGAUAGCAGGUAUGUUUAUGUUUAAAUAUAAAUUUAAUGAUGAUAAUGAGAUCGUUUUCUCUUCAUUAUCUAAAACAAAAAGUUGAAAGCGACUUACUUUUUAUUGUUUGACCUUCACUGAUGGUGGUCCAUAUUAAAAUUGCUAAUUGUGUAUCCGUGAUUCUACGUGUCUACGUGUGCCUGGAACAAUACACGAUGAGAGUUUGAGGUCUCUCUGCACUUGUAAAGCUGUGCAUUUGCAAUAUUUGACCUUGACUCAACAAUGCAAAUGGUUUGAAUGAAAUGAUAAAAAUAAAUUGAUUUUUUCGUUUACUCUCAUUUUGUAUGUCCAGGUGUAUUUAAUGAUAUAAUAAACAUAUAACUUAAAUGAUGAUAAUAAACAUAUAACUGAAAUGGUGGAAAUACCUUAGUCUAAAAACAUACUGUUAACAUAUUGAAAUGUCGUGUGUAUUGUGAAAUAUACAUGAGAGUUUAUGAUAUAUUUGUUGCAUAUAAAGAUUUUAUGUUUAUACAAAUAAAUGUUACAUGAA